AUAUGUAUUUUUAGGUGCUUGUAGCUGCUCGAGGUUUUACAACACACUACGAAAAGACAGGAUGCUGUUAUUUUGCUGCCGAGGUUUUGCGUAAAAUGGGCUACACAUGUUUGGCUAUUCUGGCUGCUGGCUUGUGCUUUUGGGUCAGCGGGACUGGUUUGGCACUGGGACCUUUAUGUUUACAUAACGGAACUCAAGGCCUAAAGUGGGAAAGACCAUUAAAGCUAAUCAAAACUGGACAGACGCUGUAUCUGUAUGAGCCAGAGCGAUGGGCAUCUGCCUGUGUGGAGCCACGAGGAGUCGUGAUCUGGAAUCUGCUGCUUUUCUCUGUUCUCAUGGUCGCCAGUGGCCUUCAGCUCAUCUCCUGUGUCCUGCAUCUCUUCAUCGCCUUUCUGGAGUUCAUGUGUGGACCACACUUCUGCAAGAACAAGGUUGUUCCAGCUUGAAAUGAAGUAAUUGUCAUCUGCAUGUGAGAAUGAUGUUGUUCGGGUUAAACAGUCAACUAUGACUGAUUACUUUAUUUUAACCAAAGAGGAAACAUAAAUGAGAAGUGUGUUAGGAGAGUCACUUCAUGUCCUCGAAUCUGGGGUUCCUGUGGCUCAGCUGGCUGAUAAUGAUGGCAACACUCUACGUUUGAAUCCCAGGGAACACUUGAACAUCAGAUUAAGCACUGUAAACAACAAUGUGCCAAAUGCACAAAUAGAAAUAAGCUGUUUUAAAUAUAUUUCAAUGUGAUAUUUUAUCCUUAUGCACUUUAAUAUUUAUGUAUAAGAA
This is a messenger RNA of Danio rerio (zebrafish), 774 nucleotides long. The record is from RefSeq and is a predicted model, not a curated record. Lineage: Eukaryota; Metazoa; Chordata; Actinopteri; Cypriniformes; Danionidae.